AUGAACCUCUUGUUAUCUUGCAAUAACCUCUUGUUCUUUUCUCUUCUACUAACCUCUAAUCUUCUCACUUUACUUGUAUCCACCACCUUCUACUCUUCUAAUUGCUCCCUCAAACCUCAUCAACUCCAAACCACCACCGCCGCCGCCGUUUACCCUCUGCCGCCGCCUCCGGUGGAGGAAGACGACGGCGAUGAACAAACCGAUCAAACUACACAAGACCUGCCUCCGGAGUUCAUCGCCUUCACAUCCCCACAGAAACUCCCCUUUGGAUUCAACCGCAAUUUUGACUCCGACGAGAUUCUGCCGCCAGUCGGCAGCCCGUGCCGCCUCAUGAAAGACCAGCUCGGCCGCUACAUGUCGUACAAAGUCAACGGCCCCUGCCCCGACGACGAGCUCCUCGCCCAGAAGCUCCUCCUCCGCGGAUGCGAGCCCCUCCCGCGGCGGCGCUGCCGCGCCGCCGCCCCGAGGGACGCCGUCGAGCCGGCGCCGCUGCCGGGCAGCCUCUGGACCACCCCGCCGGACUCCUCCGUCGUGUGGACGGCGUACACAUGCAAGAACUACGCAUGCCUCGUCAACCGCGCCCGCGACCAGAAGGGUUUCGACGACUGCAAGGACUGCUUCGACCUCAACGGCCGCGAGCGCCACCGCUGGGCGGCGGCGGCGGCGCCGCCGCCGCCGUCCAGCCUGGACUUCACGAUCGACGAGGUGUUGGCGGCGAAGCCGCCAGGAACCAUACGGAUCGGGCUGGACAUAGGCGGCGGGGUGGCGACGUUCGCCGUUAGAAUGAAGGAACGAAACGUGACCGUUAUAACGACGUCGAUGAAUCUUAACGGUCCGUUCAACAGCUUCAUAGCGGCGCGUGGGGUGGUGCCGCUGUACGUGAGCAUAUCGCAGAGGUUCCCGUUUUUCGAUAACACGUUGGAUAUAGUGCACUCGAUGCACGUGCUGAGCAACUGGAUACCGACGGAAAUGCUGCAUUUUAUGAUGUUCGAUAUAUACAGGGUGCUCCGGCCGGGGGGAUUGUUCUGGAUGGACCAUUUCUUCUGUGUGGGGGAGCAGCUGGCGGAGGUGUACGCGCCGCUGAUAGAGAGCGUGGGGUUCGUGAAGGUGAAGUGGGUGGUGGGGAAGAAGCUUGAUCGUGGACCGGAGCUGAAUGAGAUGUAUCUGUCGGCUUUGUUGGAGAAGCCAUUGAAGAAUUCUUGGUGACCGUUGACCGAACAGAGGAAUUGAAUCU
Erythranthe guttata (spotted monkey flower) is the source of this 1234-nucleotide messenger RNA. Its product is annotated as putative methyltransferase At1g29790. Gene Ontology annotation, molecular function: methyltransferase activity. The record is from RefSeq and is a predicted model, not a curated record. NCBI's taxonomy places the organism in Eukaryota, Viridiplantae, Streptophyta, Magnoliopsida, Lamiales, Phrymaceae.